This is a messenger RNA of Cetraspora pellucida, 637 nucleotides long. Lineage: Eukaryota; Fungi; Glomeromycota; Glomeromycetes; Diversisporales; Gigasporaceae. The record is from the annotation of a GenBank genome assembly.
GUCUUUAAUCGAACUCAAUUCUGGUAUCUCUACGCCAUUAGAAUCCACACUAUCAGAGUCAGAAACUAACUGCGACUUAACUUAUAAAAAAGUCAAGAGAGGCGGACCUACAUUCGAUGAAGUAUGGGACUAUGUGGUUAAGGGUGAAAAAAAAGAAUUAGGAUAUUCUGAACAAGAAUAUAAAGAACUUAUUUCACAAUUCUGUUAUUUUAAUACCAAAAAAACACCAUUUGACCUUCCUUAUAUCCAAGAAUUGGAUACUUCUCAGUUGUGGUGGAGUUCUAUUAAAAAUCGAUCAUAUCAUCUUUCUGAACUUUUGACUGAAUUAGAGUUAUGUAAAAUAAUAAGAUUUGUAACAAUUGAUGAUUAUAUUAAUGAUAGUCUUGACAAUUAUAUUGUAAAUGAGAAAGAAACAAGUAAAAAUUGUGAUAUAUUUAAUGAAGACCUAGGUUUAUUAACCCAGAAUAGUUUAAUUUUAGAUGACAUUGUAAAUCUUUGGAAUCUAGUAUUUCAAGAAAAAGAAACACUAUCAUUUGAAUUAUCUAUUAAUGCUGUGAAUACUAGUGUUAAAGAUGACAUCAAUAUGAACUUUGAUCCAGAGGAUCUUGUUGAUAUUGUUUUAAAUACCAAAUUAUAG